Molecule: messenger RNA, 812 nt
Organism: Racocetra fulgida
Lineage: Eukaryota; Fungi; Glomeromycota; Glomeromycetes; Diversisporales; Gigasporaceae
Source: the annotation of a GenBank genome assembly
UUGUAGAAAAAGAAGAAAUUAUUACUGGUUCGAUCGAUCUGAUUGCAAGUGUGGGGGAAGUUUCUUGUAUUAAAUUCAAUAACACGUUACACAUAGCAACUAUUACCUUGGAUAAUGGCCAAGAUAUUAUUAAAAAACUAAACACGCCACUAAGAGUGAUCCUUAUUUAUGAUGUAAAUCAUAAAAAAUCAUCCAAUAAGCCAAUCGGUAAUGAACAAGAACCUAAAGGAAUUCAUGAUGUGGAUGAAUCAUCCUCACAAACUGACAAUGAAUUAAUGCCCGAUAUUCAAGAUAACAAUACUACAAAUGAUAGUCAGAUAAAUAAAAUUUUUCGAAGUUCUAAACAAAUUAAGAAAAACUAUCAAAAUAAUGAAUGUACUGAUGAGCAAGAUGAAAAUCAGAACCAAAACUCAGAUAUUGAGCAAGAGGGUUCUAAUAGAAAUGAUAGUGAUUCCCCAGAAAUGAGUGAAAUCGAAAAUGUUCAUAAAUCAUUUCCAACUGUUCUGAUUGAAGCGAAUGAUCACCAAAUUCAUGAAAUAGGUGAAGGUGCUACUGAAAUUAAUAGUGAUCGCAUUCAUGAAAUAAAUGAAGAUGCUUCAGAAAUCCAGUCAGAGAUUAAUAGUGAACGAGUUCAUGAAAUAGAUGAAGAUCAAGUAAUCGAGGCACAGGAAUCAUCGCCUAGUAAUUCUAAAGAUAUUGAAGCAGAUGAAAGCUCACAAUCUGCAAAUUCGAUUGAUCGUGGAGACGAUGUUUAUAAUGAAAAUAUUCAACCUUCACAAGUAAGAAUUUCUCGAGUUGAAAAUGAGUUUUAA